Molecule: messenger RNA, 1730 nt
Organism: Cheilinus undulatus (humphead wrasse)
Lineage: Eukaryota; Metazoa; Chordata; Actinopteri; Labriformes; Labridae
Product: neutrophil collagenase
Exons: 10
Coding region: 1-1251 (416 amino acids)
Biological process (GO): proteolysis; collagen catabolic process; extracellular matrix organization
Cellular component (GO): extracellular matrix
Molecular function (GO): zinc ion binding; metalloendopeptidase activity
Source: RefSeq, a predicted model, not a curated record
AUGCAGCGCUUCUUUGGUCUGCCUCCGAGCGGAGAGCUGACCAACGAGACUCUGGCGGUGAUGAGGAGGCCGCGUUGCGGUCUGUCAGACGUGGAACGGUUUGAGGAGACGAUUCGCUGGAAGAAGAACACUCUGAGCUACAGGAUUGCUGGCUUUAACUCCCCCAUACCAAACUCUAAGGUUCACAAAGUGUUCAGAGCAGCCUGGAAGAUCUGGUCUAAUGUUGCUCCCAUAAAAUUCAGGAAGAGGAGCAGGAAAGAGGCGGACAUCGUCAUUUCAUUCCACAAUGGAGAUCAUAAGGACGGUUCACCUUUUGAUGGUAAAGGAGGAAUCCUGGCUCACGCCUUUCUGCCGGGCUAUGGUAUUGGAGGAGACGUUCACUUUGACGCUGAUGAAGAGUGGAGCUUUAACUCGACAGGUAGUUUUAACUUGUUGGCUGUAGCUGUUCAUGAAUUUGGCCACGCACUCGGCCUGCCCCACUCCUCUGACCCUGGAGCCAUCAUGUACCCUGCAUACAACUUUGCUCCCACUCAUGAACUCCAGCUCUCGUUCCGUGACGUCAAAGAUGUCCAACACAUGUACGGAGUCAGUCCCAAAUUUGCUUCGUUAUUCUCCAAAAAACCUCCUCCAAGAACACCAGGCAAAUGUGAUCCAGAUUUAUCGUUUGAUGCAGUGACAGAGCUUCAACAGGAAGUCCUCUUCUUUAAAGACAGAUUUAUGUGGCGUAAGCAUCCGAAAUUUGACGAGACCAGCAUCACCCUCAUCAGCAGUCUGUGGCCGGACAGUGUGCCUUCUUACCUGGAUGCUGUUUAUGAGAACAUUGGCAGGAACUUCAUAGUGUUCUUCAAAGGUCAGCAGUACUGGAUCCUGAGGCAGCUUAAACUUGAGGAGGGAUUUCCAAGAAACAUCUCUGACUUUGGCUUCCCUUCUACAAUAAAAUCCUUAGAUGCAGCUCUUCACUUCAGAAAUGAGCGCUAUACUGUUUUCUUCACUGGACACCAGUGUUGGAGGUACAACGAGCUGGAGAAGACCAUGGAGGGCUCACCGAUGCUGGUAGAGGAUCAGUGGCCCGGUGUGCCAACUCCUGUAGAUGCAGCUGUCUUCUAUGAAGAAUUUGUGCACUUCUUCGUGGGAAACAUUCACUACAAAUUUGAUCCAAACUCUAAACGUGUCGUCUCCACUGGACCGCUCAACAACGAGCUGGACUGCAGGGCAACUGAGGACAAUGAAAUCCUGCCUGACAGGAGAUAAGUCACAAAGUCAGCCUCUGUGUUGACCGAUGAUGAAAUUACUUCUGCUUUUUAUGCUUUUUGCAUACAACAAGAGUUACAAAACUGUAACAGUAAUAACCACAAUGUACCUAAUAAUUUGGGAGUGGAUGAAUAACAGAGAAGUGUCUGGCAGUGUUACAUAACUGUAAAAACAUACUGUUACCAUCACGCUUGUUCCUUUUUGGACCAAAGAUUAUUUCAGGUGUGUUUUUGUUGUGAUGUUUGUUUGUAUAUAAAGUUGAUGUUGUUUUUAAUGUAUCAUAUUUUUGGUUGUGCUUUUUUAAAAGGACUUUUUGUUAAAAACACAGCAUGUAAAUUCAGCCUCCAUGGGGCUUUUAAUCAAAAAGAUAAAAAAGAUGAUGAUUAGAGACGUACUGUUUGGCUCUGCCCACCGCCACUGCUCAAUUUUAAUUAAGAAGUCUUUUCAAUAAAAACUACUCUUUAGAUCAUAUUUUUUUG